Molecule: messenger RNA, 789 nt
Organism: Eucalyptus grandis
Lineage: Eukaryota; Viridiplantae; Streptophyta; Magnoliopsida; Myrtales; Myrtaceae
Exons: 2
Coding region: 1-789 (262 amino acids)
Source: RefSeq, a predicted model, not a curated record
AUGGUCGACUUCAUGCUUCGUGGACAUGCUUUGGAGUCUGAGGUCGUGGAGGUGAGCGCCCUGAACGAGAGCGGCUUGACACCUCUAGAUGUCUUAACUCCCUCGCCAAUGGGAGCACGAGAUAAAGAGAUUGAAGAAAUUCUCACACGAGCCGAAGCUGUGCACAGAGGAGGACGAUCAAACUCACUCGCUUCAACACCAGUCUCAGCGAACGAUGACGAUAUGGAGGGAGGGGGAGAGUCCUUGGGCAAAAUACGCAACGUCCUGCUGGUCGUCGCCGCGCUAAUUGUGAGCGCGACGUACCAAUCCGUGCUUCAACCUCCAAAAAUCGUACAAGUUGUCAAUGACAAAAAUUCCAAGGAACUUGCACAGAGCAACUAUAACAAUAACGUGACUAGAAUUACUCGAAGUUAUGGCACUCCUCCAAGUAAUGUCGAGCUCGUGGUGUACAGCCUCUUCCUGUGUGGAAACACAUUCGAGUUCAUUCAGUCGAUCCAAAUGAUCAUUUGCCUCACCAAAUAUCUCCCCUUCAGGCUACUGCUUAUGCUAUACCUCAUCACAAUGGCUGUGACUUACUUUAACUUCACGACAUCCCUGCUAUUAACUUCACACUCGCUUGCGGGGGCCCGGACGUUGCUUGUAUCAGCUGUUCUUCUACUGAUACAGAGGCCGUUCGCGGUAGUUAUGAAUUUUUUCUUGGUACGACUUUUUCAAUUGCACCUCCUAGGUGAUAUGUACAAGCUAGAGAACAAGGACUCAGAGAAUGAGGACUCAGAGGAUAAGGUUUAG